Messenger RNA from Protomyces lactucae-debilis, 1411 nucleotides. RefSeq lists its product as uncharacterized. The transcript has a single exon. The coding region runs from base 98 to 952 and encodes 284 amino acids. NCBI's taxonomy places the organism in Eukaryota, Fungi, Ascomycota, Taphrinomycetes, Taphrinales, Protomycetaceae. The record is from RefSeq and is a predicted model, not a curated record.
UGAAGUCCACCAUCCUCUCUGCAUUAGGUCUGCAACUCCCGACACCGCUCCUACUUGCCUCAUCCAAUUGGCUGUACGUCCUUCGCUAGUCGCAACAAUGAAGAGGUACGUCGCAUGGUGGAUCGUGGUAAGGCAUGUUUUACUGGUAUGUUUUUGCAUAUGCAUAUGCAUUUGCACUCCCUCGGCCAACCCACAACCUCAACCUCCAUCCUCAUCCCAACCUCCACCAGCAGAAUUUUCCGAUUGGUGCCAGCAAAUCUCAUUCGACCUGGCGGCAGUCAUCGACCGCCUUGAGUCGGACGAGACUGAGGACUGUGAGAGCUCCUGCAAGGCGGUCUUCGAAGAAUACUACAAAGAACUCAAACCCACGCCAGACCAAUGCCAGUACAUCGACACGCGCGUUAAAAUCGACCUCCUGAUGUACAACUUCCGUUCCUGGGUGCUCGAUCCCUUGUGUAUGACUCUUGCUGAGCGUAUGCAAUUCUUCCAGCAAUACCCAGCCAGUGUCUGUCAAAUGAGUCGUCAGUGCGGAUGCCGCUUCAGCAUCCUUCUGCGUCGGGUGUUGAUCCAAUUUGAUCAGUUUGGCGUCAAUUCAUGUGAACUGGAUCGAAUACACUACCGUUUCAUGCGUGUAUCCCAAAUGGUAUCGUGGUUGGCCGAUGUCUCCAAAGUCGUGAGAGGGCCGGUAAGAUGCGCUAUCAACUCGAUCUGGAGGCCCGAGAAGGAUCCGGAUCUGAGUCCGUAUCUCUCCGGGCCGUACAUGUCGUUGUCUUACAGAGAUUACAUCUAUCUCGGUGGGCUUCAGAAUCAGCCGAAUGCUCAUGGCAAUGUCGCAGUGGAUGAGCAACGUUUGACGGAGGAAAUCGUUCAAGCAUAUGAAGAAUGGCGGCAAUCAGAAAGAGCGUCUGAUACGGCUCGUACAGAUGCUCGAGGUCCUCAUCGCUUUCUGUAGACAGAGCUAGUGAAUGAACACUUGCUAGCCUUUCAAAAGAACAAACUAAGCCAUCCGUUAACUAGAGCACACUCAGCACAUGAGACAGAUGAUUAAAAUACACCGUCUGGCGAUCUGAAUGAUGUAGUGGGCCAAGGAUUGAUGCCCCGGCGCAGCUGUGCAGCUAUCCCGCGCUGCGCACUCUUGUCAGUGGUCUUGACAUUCGCUAGGUUCCUCGAGAUUUAAUGGGAGUGCGCUAUGUUGUCGUCACAAAUCUCGCUCUUCGUGGUGGACGCGGCAUCUUGAGCGAGGGUACCAUGUUCUACGACUGCCAGUGGACGUCACCCAACAUGAGGCUGGCGAGGCAUCUGAAUCUUGCCAGGCCCGUGUCAGUCCGUGACGACCUGGCCAAAACCCGUAGUUGUUUUAAGCUGUUGUUAGUAUCUAGGCUUUCGCAGAGCUUCACUUCACUUUUCAGUC